Messenger RNA from Necator americanus (New World hookworm), 390 nucleotides. RefSeq lists its product as uncharacterized. NCBI's taxonomy places the organism in Eukaryota, Metazoa, Nematoda, Chromadorea, Rhabditida, Ancylostomatidae. The coding region runs from base 1 to 390 and encodes 129 amino acids. The record is from RefSeq and is a predicted model, not a curated record. The transcript has a single exon.
AUGGCUUGCGAUGGAAUGGAAGGAGAUCUUGUUGUUUGCGCAGUAGUCCAUGACGUUUUUAUCUUCUGGUUGCUUCCUAAACAAUUGCGACUGGAGGUCGUCGAGUGUUUUGAAGACUUUGGCGUUGUCGCAGAUCAUCCAUUGUGGGAACCCGUUUGUCGCAACGAAUCGCCGAAUUACAUGGAGAAGUGCUGCUGUAGACAUGCUGGUUACUAUCUCCGUAAAAAUAGCUCUAGUAUUCAAGCAGGUUAUCAAGAUGAUCCAGUAUUUGGAUGUAGUCAAGUUAUCAAUUCUGAAGUUGAAGGGUCCCAUGUAAUCCAUACCGGAUCGCUGGAACGGAUACUGUGGUUUCGUUACUCUUUGUUUUGGAUGAAUAGGGAAAUGAGGUAG